AUGGAGUCGAUGAAGACCAGGGCCACGGUGGGGAUGAAGGAGUUGGCGGGGAAGACCCUGGGCCACAUGCACAGGGUGAUGGAGAAGAGGCAAAAAGGCGGAGAAGUGAUCGAGUUGACGGAAGACGGGCGGCCCCGCGAGGCCGCGGAGAAGAAGCCCCCAUUGUGCGAUUGCAAGUGCUUCGGACUGCCGCGCCGAUACAUCAUCGCCAUUAUGAGUGGCCUGGGAUUCUGCAUCUCUUUUGGCAUCCGGUGCAAUCUGGGCGUGGCCAUCGUGGGCAUGGUUAACAACAGCACUAUCCACCAGAAUGGCAAGAUCAUCAUUAAAGAGAAAGCCAAGUUCAACUGGGACCCAGAGACCGUGGGAAUGAUUCACGGAUCUUUCUUCUGGGGCUACAUCGUGACACAAAUCCCAGGAGGAUACAUCUCCUCCAGGCUGGCUGCAAACAGGGUUUUUGGCGCAGCCAUUGUUCUCACGUCAAUUCUCAACAUGUUCAUUCCCUCUGCUGCUCGUGUCCAUUAUGGUUGUGUCAUUUUUGUUAGGAUAUUGCAAGGACUGGUAGAGGGAGUCACCUACCCAGCAUGUCAUGGCAUAUGGAGUAAAUGGGCACCUCCACUGGAAAGGAGUCGUCUGGCCACCAUCUCUUUCUGUGGUUCUUACGCUGGUGCUGUGAUCGCAAUGCCUCUGGCUGGGAUACUGGUCCAGUAUACAGGAUGGUCUUCGGUAUUUUAUGUCUAUGGAUGCGUUGGUAUCUUUUGGUACAUGUUCUGGAUAUUUGUAUCCUAUGAGAGCCCUGCUGAACAUCCCACCAUAAGUGACGAGGAGCGCUGCUACAUAGAGGAGAGCAUUGGAGAGAGUGCCAUGUUAAUGGGCCCUGCUGAGAAAUUCAAGACACCAUGGAGGAAGUUCUUCACCUCAAUGCCGGUCUAUGCAAUUAUCGUGGCCAACUUCUGCAGGAGCUGGACGUUUUACUUGCUACUCAUCAGCCAACCUGCAUACUUUGAGGAAGUGUUUGGCUUUGAGAUAAGCAAGGUUGGCAUACUGUCUGCUCUGCCCCAUUUGGUGAUGACCAUUAUUGUGCCCUUUGGCGGCCAGCUGGCAGACCACCUGCGUAGCAAGAAUAUCCUGUCAACAACCACAGUCCGAAAAAUCAUGAACUGCGGAGGAUUUGGCAUGGAGGCAACGCUCCUGCUAGUGGUAGGAUACUCUCACAGUAAAGGGGUAGCCAUCUCUUUCCUGGUGCUGGCAGUUGGCUUCAGUGGAUUUGCUAUAUCAGGCUUUAAUGUCAACCAUUUGGAUAUUGCGCCCCGGUACGCCAGUAUCCUUAUGGGCAUCUCUAAUGGAGUGGGAACCCUCUCCGGGAUGGUGUGUCCACUAAUUGUUGGUGCUAUGACAAAAAACAAGACAAGAGAGGAGUGGCAGUACGUGUUCCUCAUUGCCUCCUUAGUGCACUAUGGGGGUGUGAUAUUCUAUGGGAUCUUUGCAUCAGGAGAAAAACAACCGUGGGCCGACCCCGAGCUCACCAGCGAGGAAAAGUGCGGCUUCAUCGAUGAGGACGAGCUGGCAGAGGAGACGGGUGACAUCACACAGAGUUACGGUGCUUACGGCGGGCCUGCCAAGUCGUAUGGCGCAACCACACAGGUGAACGGAGGAUGGGCCGCUAACUGGGAGAAGACAGAGGAGUAUGUGCAAGAAGAGUCUCAGGGAGGAGGCUAUGGUUAUGGGCAAGAAGAGGGAUAUUCUUAA
Nerophis lumbriciformis (worm pipefish) is the source of this 1746-nucleotide messenger RNA. Lineage: Eukaryota; Metazoa; Chordata; Actinopteri; Syngnathiformes; Syngnathidae. The record is from RefSeq and is a predicted model, not a curated record.